AUGCCAUCUCGACGUGAUGAUGAGUCUCCCGAAGUAAACGAUACGGAGCAGCCACUAGGCCAGCAACCUGGCGAAGAUGAGGAUGUCAUUGAUGAACUAUUCAACAAUGAGAAUGAAGAGGUGGAAGAUGAAGAGGGCGAAAAUUUGUUCGGCGACGAUAUGGAGAGAGACUACCGCCCACAACCCGAACUUGAUGUCUACUCCGAAUCUGGACUUGAUGACGCCUCAGAUCUAGAUGAUCUUUCUGUCUCGGCAAGGCAAGCAGCCGAAAGGGAAAUGGCCCAAAGAGACCAGCUUCUUGAUGAAGAUGCUCUCUUUUACGAGGAAGGGGAUGAAGAACGGAGAAGGCGUCGUCGACGACGUGGCGUUCAAGAAGAGGGUGCCGAAGAUGUGGAGAUGGAAGAGGAAGUUCCAAUUGACAUCCUGGAAAAUUUGAGAGGUCGUUCGACCAAAGAUCACGUUUCGGAUGAAGCAGUGGCUCGGGAAAUUGAGAGGAGAUUCAAGAACUUCCUUCGCGCUUUCAAAGAUCCAGAGACAAGAAAGGCCAAGUACUUACAGGCUAUGAGUCAAAUGGCAUCGGAAAACAAGGAGUCGCUCGAAGUUGAUUUUCGUGAUUUGGCUGAUGAGAAUGGCGAACCGAACAUCUGCUAUUUCUUGCCUGAAGCGCCUGUACAGGUUCUGAGGAUUUUGGACAAGGCAGCAACUGAAGUUGUAUUGGACCACUACCCCUAUUAUGGUCGUGUGUGUGCGGAGAUCAAGGUCCGCAUCUCUCAUCUGCCAGUAGAAGAAGACAUACGUAUGCUACGACAAAUCCAUCUUAACAUGCUUAUCAAGACUAGUGGAGUGGUGACUGUUGCCACUGGCAUCCUUCCACAGUUGUCUGUUGUGAAGUACGAUUGUGUCGCUUGUGGAUAUAUUCUUGGGCCGUUUAUACAACGUGACGAUGAAGAAGUCAAGCCGACGAUCUGUCCUUCUUGCCAGGGAAGAGGGCCAUUUGAGCUGAAUGUUGAAAAUACAGUAUACCACAACUACCAACGAAUCACCAUUCAAGAAUCGCCUAAUAAAGUUGCCGCUGGUCGUCUACCUCGUUCAAAAGACUGCAUCUUGCUGGGCGAUCUUUGCGAUUCCUGCAAGCCUGGUGACGAAAUUGAGGUUACUGGUGUCUAUUCUAACAAUUUCGACGGCGCGCUGAACUACAAGCAAGGCUUCCCUGUCUUUAACACCUUGAUCCAUGCUAAUCACAUAACCAACAAAGAUAAGCUUGCAAGCAGUCAACUCACUGAUGAGGAUGUGAAGGCCAUUCGUGAACUCUCCAAAGAUCCACAUAUCGCCGAGAGAGUUUUUGCCUCCAUGGCUCCUUCCAUUUAUGGUCACGAUUAUGUCAAGCAAGCCAUCGCAUUGGCACUUUUCCGUGGAGAAUCAAAGAAUCCUGGAGAAAAGCACAAGUUGAGAGGUGACAUCAACGUGCUCCUUUGUGGAGAUCCAGGAACAGCAAAAUCGCAGUUCCUUCGUUUUGCGGCACAUACAGCGCCCAGGGCUGUUCUAACGACUGGGCAAGGUGCAUCUGCUGUAGGUUUGACUGCAUAUGUGCAACGACAUCCUGUUACCAGAGAAUGGACGCUGGAAGCUGGUGCAAUGGUUCUUGCUGAUAAGGGUGUAUGCCUCAUUGACGAGUUUGAUAAGAUGUCCGACCAAGAUCGCACAUCCAUCCAUGAAGCAAUGGAACAGCAAUCCAUCUCCAUUUCAAAAGCUGGUAUCGUGACAUCUCUGCAUGCAAGAUGUACCGUUAUCGCUGCAGCGAAUCCAAUUGGAGGACGUUACAAUCCAUCAAGGACAUUUGCCGAAAAUGUUGACUUGACAGAACCAAUAUUGUCCCGAUUUGAUGUGCUAUGUGUGAUCAGGGAUACAGUGGACCCGGUCGAGGAUGAAAGGCUUGCUAAGUUCGUAGUUGGAAAUCACGUGAAGUUGCAUCCUGCCAACCAAGUUGAUGACGAUGAAGAUGACGAGCACGACGAAGAGAAUGUGGUGGAUGCAAGAACUGGUGUGGUCCUCAUCCCUCAAGAUCUGCUUAGGAAAUACAUUCUUUAUGCACGAGAAAACUGCCACCCCACACUUCAUGAGAAGCACGCAGAAAAACUUGCCACAGUUUUCGCGCAAUUGAGAAAACAAAGCAUGGCCACUGGUUCGGUAGCUGUUACCGUUCGUCACGUCGAGUCAAUGAUUCGUCUUGCUGAGGCGCAUGCCAAAUUGCAUCUGAGAACGUACGUGAACGACGAUGAUGUACAAGCUGCUAUCCGCAUAAUGUUGGAAAGCUUCAUAAGCACUCAGAAGGCGUCGAUCGUUCGUCAAAUGCGAAAGACAUUCACCAAGUAUUUGACGACAAAUCAGUCUUCGAGCGAACUGUUGCUCUUCAUACUCAAGCAGCUUAUCAAGGAGCAGAUGCACUAUGAGACAGCGCGUGGAAGAGAUGACAUCACAUCAAUAUCGGUUGCCGAAUCAGACUUCAUCGACAAAGCACAGCAGCUGAAGAUCGAGAACGUGAAACCAUUCUACUCAUCUGAUCUCUUUAUGUCUAAUCACUUCAAGUAUGACGCUAAUCUGAAACAGAUAACACAAGCUAUCUUCUAAUUGUGCAUAUAUGGUAUCGCGACUGCUGCUCUUACAACUCCCCUGUGCCUUUCCGAUCUCGAAGCUCCAUUGUAUCUAUCAUCACUCAUUUUGACUUGUCUUCAUAAAUUCUCAGCUGCAAGAUGAAUCAGUAUUUGGUUGCAAAUUUGAAACAAAUCUCCUAGUAUUGGUACCUUAAAC
Messenger RNA from Cylicocyclus nassatus, 2808 nucleotides. Lineage: Eukaryota; Metazoa; Nematoda; Chromadorea; Rhabditida; Strongylidae. The record is from the annotation of a GenBank genome assembly.